Messenger RNA from Benincasa hispida (wax gourd), 1453 nucleotides. RefSeq lists its product as uncharacterized. NCBI's taxonomy places the organism in Eukaryota, Viridiplantae, Streptophyta, Magnoliopsida, Cucurbitales, Cucurbitaceae. The record is from RefSeq and is a predicted model, not a curated record.
CUCUGUGCCAAUUAAUUAAAGCGUGUCAGAGGCCGUUCGUUUCAUUGUUUUAAAUCAACCGCCGUGGCGCCUUCUCCCGUCUCCAGUUACAACUAUAAAGCUUAAUCCGAAGCUCCCAUUUCCCCCUAACUUUCUGCCAUUUUCGCAGACCUUAGUUUCUCUCUUCCUCUCUCUCUCUGAAGCUGUGGGAAUCGCAACUGUGAAUUUUCAUACGAUGGAGGCCGAGGAAGGUCCGGCGCACCUCUCGCUGUCGCCGACUUUUAGCAGCUAUUCUUCAGGUAGUUGUAGCCUUGCUGAAAUUGCGGCCAGAGUUGUUCGGGAAGUUGGAGAAGAACCAUUUGCAGAUGCUGAUAAUUAUGGCUGGGAGGCUGAAGGUUCGGUUUACCGAUUCCGAGAAAAUUUGUCCAGCGGCCGUGCGAGGGAAUCAGCGGAAGGAGUUAGAAGUAAUGACGGUGGUAAAAAUGGCGAUGAAGAUGAAUUCGAGUUUGCUGUCCUCAGAGAACCAGACGUGUCUACGAGCUCUGCUCAUGAAAUUUUUUACAAUGGCCAGAUCAAGCCGGUUUAUCCGCUAUUCAACAUGGACUUACUGCUAGACAACGGUUCUCGAGUAGACAGCGGAUUAGAGAAUGUGAAGAAGAAGCCGGCUGUGCGUCGUUUGCCGUUGAGGAAAUUGAUGAACGAGGAGCGUAAAACGACGCCGUUCUCCUCAUCUGGAGCGGACGAUCUAGGAGGCGUUCCAUCGGAAACAUAUUGCAUUUGGUCUCCAAGCACUGAGAAAACAUCGCCUGGAAGGAGUAAUAAAAGAAAUUCUACAGGAUCGUCAAACAGGUGGAAAUUUAGGGAUCUUCUGUACAACAGUCGAAGUAGAAGUGAAGGAGAGGAUGAACUCAUGAAGAGGAAGACUAUUAAGAAGGACGAUAAACUUGGAAAUGUAUCGAAAGGAAAGGAAGAUUGUAGAUCUGGCUUAGGCGUAAGCGUAACAUCGUCUACUAAUUCCAAUUCUGGUUUCUUCACAUCCUUCACUGCACAGAACGCUCCGUAUGGGAGGAACAGAACGGUGAAAGAAGCGGAAAAAAGAAGAACCUACUUGCCAUACAGACAACAUCUGGUGGGAUGUGUGGCUGAUGCGAAAGCAACGAUCUAGAAUUUGCAUCCAAUUUCUGAAUAUUUCUUUGUGGUUGAAUUGCUGGAGCGCAUAACUUUGAUUAAAAAAAAACUGGAAAUAGUAUAGUUUCCAAUCAGGUUUAAAUUAGUUGGUAUUUAAUCUAAAUGCUCAUUAUCCGGGGUGAAUAAAGCUCUUCCAUCUUCCAAUUCAGGAAGAAGAAUAAGGGUUAGGAUAUCACAUACUCAUUGAAGACCAAUUCUUCGCGUUCCUCUCCAAUUCGCGUCGUCUUCUCCCAAUCCCAUGAACACCGCAAUUGGACACCACCACGCGGUCUUCCCCGUUAUUCUC